Drosophila ficusphila is the source of this 2003-nucleotide messenger RNA. RefSeq lists its product as uncharacterized. Bases 329 to 1606 code for a protein of 425 amino acids. Gene Ontology annotation, cellular component: cytoplasm. The transcript has 4 exons. The record is from RefSeq and is a predicted model, not a curated record. Gene Ontology annotation, molecular function: ubiquitin conjugating enzyme binding; ubiquitin protein ligase activity. NCBI's taxonomy places the organism in Eukaryota, Metazoa, Arthropoda, Insecta, Diptera, Drosophilidae. Gene Ontology annotation, biological process: proteasome-mediated ubiquitin-dependent protein catabolic process; multicellular organism development.
ACAACUUACAACACUCGGCGUCCGUUGGCCCAAAGCGGUCGAGGGGCAAGUGGGGGUCAAAUGGGUGAUGCUGGGAGCUGCGAGCUCGGCUAAAAGCUGAGGCCAAAAUGUUUGUCGUAGCCGAUUGCGUCGGCCCAAAGCGCUCAGUGUGCUCGAACUGCUCGGAAACUUUUCAGGCAGCCCACAUAUCGCCAGUUGGCUCGAAAACAAAAACACACACGAAAAACAGUUUGCCAAGCGAGAGCGCCCGUUGAACACGUCGCUCGCCAGUCGCACUUGAUUUUGGUCUACUUCGUUUUAAGUGCCAGCGCGAGUUUUCCCGCCGAAGAUGAGGAAAUCGUGGGGAGGAUUUCAGACCCCACUCUCUGAGAAUGGAGAAGGUGCAGUCAGCUCCUCCGUUCGGUUGGUGAAGAUCCCUCGGGCCGCUCCCUCGAUGGAGAACUUCGGAUUCCAGCUGACCCGCAGCAAGUGGGACCCCUAUCCCUGGGUAUGCGAAGUGGCCACCGGCACACCUGCAGCACUCUGCGGCCUGAAACCCGGCGAUUGCGUUCUGGAGGUAAAUGGUCAAGAUGUUUUGGGCCUGCGAGUUGCUGAAAUCGCCAGAAUGGUAAAAAGCCAAAAAGAAUGCGUCACACUUCUCUGCUGGAACAGUGAGUGUGAAAAGGACUGUGAUAAGAACAGCAUCUGCUGUGCGCCCAUGCCAACAAGUCUGCGACGCCUGUCCCUCAUCCUGGAGAGCAUCCUGCGCCUGGUGGAGUGUCCUGUCUGCGGAGUGACCAUCUCUCCUCCGGCGAUGCAGUGCCAGAAUGGACACAUUCUCUGCGUGGACUGUCGCAUCCGCUCGGAACGAUGUCCUGUCUGCCGGGACUUUUACACUCCCCGCCGGGCUCUGUUGGCGGAGCAGAUUUUCCUGACCAUCGCCAACGCCUUUGAGAUGUGCAACACGGAGAAUAAGCUGCGGCAGAAGCUCUUCGCCGGGAUAACACGACCAGUCGGACAGCCGAACAGGAUAAGCGGUCAGGACACCUGGCGAAAACGCAGACCGGUGCUGCCAACGAACAAGUUCCUAACAAAGUUGCUCGAGGGAAGCGCCUACUCGAUGGAGAACCUCUCCCCCUCGAAUGCCGCCACCCUGCUGCGAACUAGUUCCACCGAUGGCUUCGGCGACUCCAACGAAAUCUCGGCCAGAACAUCACCAGUGACAGCCACGCCCCCUGGAAGGACAACAAUGCAUCCCACGCACGACGGCCAAGUGGAGCAUCCUUCAUUCCCGCUGAAUGAUUUACAGCAGGAGGGAUUUGAGCCGAGUGCCGAGGGCGUUGACGAGGAGACCGCAUCGGACAGUGGCCACAACUCUGCCGCAUCGCAGCAUCCUUCGCCGUCCUGCGGCACACGAGCCGUCAAUGAAUCUUCGGUGGAGACUCAACCCCCUCCAAUUCCCCCUGUCACUCCGAGCCAAGAUUUGCCCGAGCAGGUUGUCCAAACUAAGCCGGCCUCGCUCUUGUAUCGCUGUCCCUGCGAGCUGCAGGAUCCACAGGCUGCGAAUCCGUCAAAGGACCUCCUCCACCAGAACUGCUGCUACAAAUCCGCUUUCCGUUUGCUUUGAGACCGGCUCGCUUGCUCGGUCAUCUCUCAAUCAACUGCAUCGCCUUAUCAGUGCCGCCACUCCGCCUCCUGUUUUCCUUACUAAUUAAAUUAAACGCCAGUUGCUCGGCCAAAGUUGCUUAUCGCGCAAAGAAAGGAGCGCCCGGCAAAGGAAUUGAAUGGGUGUUCGAGUCGGACAAAGAGCCACGAAGGAGAUGCAAAGAAGUUCGUCCGGACAGGCAGCCAGCCAUCCAGCCAUCCAGCCGUCCGGCAAGUUGGCCAAGUUGAGUUCUAAUUUAAUCACUCCUGAACGCUCCAAUGACUUUGUGUCAUUUGGCGUCAAAGUUGCGCUGCCCGAUAAUGAACCUCCGGCAGUCUGCAUUGGGGGGUUUAUUUGACAGAUGCAUGUUUUAGAUAUA